AUGUUACCUGAGGUGAACGGGAUCGCUUCGGGUCUCACCGAUUGCAUUCUUCGCCAGGCAGACGUAAGUGCCGUUAUCCUCGGGAUAGCAGUAGGCGAUCUCCAUUAUGACAAGGCCUCUGUCGACGAAGGUAUUGAAUCUGCUUCCUGUGGGCGGGCGGGUGGGAAAAAUAGCAUUGACAGUGAAAUUGUGCCCUGCUGCGAAGUCAGCACAUGGGGACAUCAACAGCCCACUUUGUGA
Molecule: messenger RNA, 240 nt
Organism: Protopolystoma xenopodis
Lineage: Eukaryota; Metazoa; Platyhelminthes; Monogenea; Polystomatidea; Polystomatidae
Source: the annotation of a GenBank genome assembly